AUGGAUGGUCCAUCACCAGCACCACCACCAACAUUGGUCAGCAACAACAAUAUCAAGGUGCUCAAACGUGAACUGGUGGUAGUGGCAGCUCCACAACCAUGUUCCACGACAACAGUGGUGGCACCAAAGUCAGCGAUACCAACGAAGGAAAACAAGAAAACUAGGACAACAUCCAAGAAGUUGGUAUUCGAUGUAGAUGACAAUAUGAUGGCGUUACUAGCUCAACACAACAAGAAGUUCUCAAAGUGCAACUAUGAGCCAAGGAAGUUCUCUGUCAAGGAAGUACGAAUGUGGGAGCAACACUCUGGAAAGACAUGGUACUCAUUGUCAAUACAAGAUAGAGAGAUGGCCAAUGAAUGGAUCAAACAAAAGAAGUUGGAAAUGGAAGAGACACAACAACAGUAA
This is a messenger RNA of Acytostelium subglobosum LB1, 405 nucleotides long. RefSeq lists its product as hypothetical. The transcript is spliced from 2 exons. The coding region runs from base 1 to 405 and encodes 134 amino acids. Lineage: Eukaryota; Evosea; Eumycetozoa; Acytosteliales; Acytosteliaceae. The record is from RefSeq and is a predicted model, not a curated record.